Molecule: messenger RNA, 2417 nt
Organism: Marchantia polymorpha subsp. ruderalis
Lineage: Eukaryota; Viridiplantae; Streptophyta; Marchantiopsida; Marchantiales; Marchantiaceae
Source: the annotation of a GenBank genome assembly
GACAAUGCUUCGGAAUCAGACAUUCGAAAGUGCAGUUUGAAAGGAGGAGCAGAGCUGCAGCAGCGAGCGGGAUUUGCUACCAGGCCGAGGACGGGAGGGUGCGAUUUCGCGUCCGGAAUCGAGGGGACAGACUUUGGUCUCUCGUCGUUCGCUCGUUGAGCGCAAGAAAAUCUCGCGACUGGAGCUUGCUUGCUUGCGAAAACGUGGCUCGGUCCGAGAGGUGAAAUGGACGAGGAGGAAGACGCCAUUGUAGGGCCCGGCCCGGCCCCUCCUGCGCGCCCCAAGCGCAAGCUGGGCUUUGAGCGCGCGUACCUCGAUGCCUUACCUUCUGCCCAAAUGUACGAGAAAAGCUACAUGCACCGGGAUGUCGUCACUCAUGUGGCUGUGUCCAGUGCUGACUUCUUCAUGACUGGAAGCACCGAUGGGCACCUGAAGUUUUGGAAAAAAAAGGGCGUCGGUAUCGAAUUCGUGAAGCACUUUCGCUCUCACUUAGGUCCUAUUGAAGGCGUUGCGGUCAGUGCAGAUGGUCUUCUCUGCGCAACCAUAUCGACUGAUCGCUCAGCUAAAAUAUACGACGUUGUUAAUUAUGACAUGAUGGCUAUGUUGAAGCUCUCUUUUGUGCCUGGGGCUAUUGAGUGGGUUUACAAAUUGGGAGAUGCAGUGGCUCGGCUUGCCAUCAGCGAUCGUGCAUCAAAUAACGUUCAUAUAUUCGAUGCACGAUCGGGUAGUAACGAGCCAGUGGUCACCAAGGAGGUCCAUUUAUCACCUGUGAAAGUCAUGAAAUACAAUCCAGUGUAUGAUCUAGUUUUGACCGCAGAUUCAAAGGGGCUUAUCGAUUAUUGGUCUCCAGAAACGUUGAAUUUUCCAACCGACAGUGUGCAGUUCAAGUUUAAAACCGAGACAGACUUGUAUAUUCUGGCCAAAGCGAAAACGACUGUCUCGGCCUUAGAGGUCAGUUCCGAUGGAAGACAGUUCGUGACAACUUCACCUGAUCGCAGAAUUCGUGUAUUUUGGUUCUUGAGCGGAAAACUGCGUCUCACUUAUGAUGAAUCUCUUGAGGUUGCCCAAGACCUGCAGCGUAGUGACGCUCCUCUGUAUAGGUUAGAUGCUAUUGACUUCGGAAGGAGGAUAGCUGUAGAAAGGGAGAUUGAGAAAACCGACGAUGUUCCCGCACCUAAUGCCAUCUUUGACGAGAGUGGAAAUUUUGUACUGUAUUCAACACUUUUAGGAAUUAAGGUAGUAAAUCUUUACUCGAACAAUGUCGCUCGAAUAAUUGGAAAGGUAGAGAACACUGAAAGGUUUUUAAGAAUUGCUCUCUAUCAAGGAGGAAGCAGCGGCAAGAAAGUGAAGAAAAUACCCAAUGUUGUGAAUGUCAACGAUCAACGAGAACCGCUGACAGAUCCGACAUUGAUCUGCUGUGCCUUCAAAAAGCACAGGUUCUAUCUUUUCAGUCGAAGAGAACCUGAGGAAGCGGAGGAUGCAACCAAGGGUCGUGAUGUUUUCAACGAAAAGCCCCCACCGGAAGAGCUUCUGGCGCUGGCAGAUGUCAGCAAGACAAGUACUACAUCUUUGCCAGAGAGUGUGUUGAUGCACACGACUCUCGGAGAUAUCCACGUGCGAUUGUAUCCAGAUGAGUGCCCACGAACAGUUGAGAAUUUCACCACCCAUUGUCGGAAUGGAUACUAUGAUAACCUUAUAUUCCACCGAGUCAUUAAGGGGUUUAUGGUUCAAACCGGUGAUCCUCUUGGAGAUGGAACCGGAGGUCAGUCGGUAUGGGGUGGAGAAUUUGAGGAUGAGUUCCACAAGAGUUUACGACAUGAUCGACCUUUCACCUUCUCAAUGGCAAACGCAGGACCCAAUACCAAUGGGUCGCAGUUCUUUAUUACCACUGUUGCUACUCCGUGGCUUGACAAUAAACACACAGUUUUCGGAAGAGUGGUAAAAGGAAUGGAUGUUGUGCAGGCUAUAGAGAAAGUCAAAACUGACAAAAAUGAUAAGCCAUACCAGGACGUGAAAAUACUUAGCGUGACUGUUCCUAAGAUUUAGAAUCUCUUCUGUCAAAGGCAGGCGUCUAAUCAUCUCUACCCACCACAAGGGAUAUAAAAAACUUGAACAGUUUUUUCGCGCACUUUCUUAGUGUGCUGUAGCUGUUUCCCUCGUGAGUACAUAGAGGACAGAUUUAGGAGGACAGAUCGAGAUUCAGAUGCGUCGAUAUACAAAUGCAGUACUAAACCGGAAGCUAUGUAUUCAAGUCGUAGAGGAGAAAAGUGGGGAUCUUGGGGUGACAAAUUAUGAAAAUCCUCCAUUUGGAUCAACUUUCUUCAGAAUUUCUUUCAAGCCUGAGCCGUGUUUUUGAAGGUGGAAGGCGAGUGUUCUAUAAAGCUGUCACAAAUGAACUAGGCAAAACUUCGCGUUCC